GGUCCUGUGGUAGAGUUAGGAGGGGCAGCCGGUCCCCGUCACGUUUGUUAUGACAGCCCACCCUCCCUGUCCCGGAGCACUGCGUGAUCUAUCUGCCGGGGAUCUGCUGCUGCCACCGCCGCCGCCGCUGAAUGCUCCUGGCCGCCAUGAGUCAGGCCAGGGACCCCCGAGAGCAGGAGCAGCCCGGGGGAGCCAGCCGCCCGCAGCCGGGACAGAGUGCAUCCCAGUUUCUGGAGAAGAACUUUUUCAAUGUCAACAGCCCAUUAGGGGGUGGAACCACAAACCCCCUUCUGCCAUCUCCUGCCAGUCUCCAGCUCGCUCAGCUGCAGGCUCAGCUCACCCUACAGAGGCUGAAAUUGGCCCAGAGUGCAGUGACCAGUAACACCGCUGCCGCUGCCACUGUCCUGAACCAAGUCCUCUCCAAGGUGGCUAUGUCCCAGCCACUCUUCAACCCACUGAGAAAUGCUACCAUGAUGGGCGCCCACGGAGCCGCCGGAAUGGCUUCCCUCGGUCCUGCCAUCCACAAUGCCAGGUUUCCUUCUGCAGGCUUACGAUUCCCUUCCCAAAACACAGCUAUGCCGUCAAAAUACGCCCAGAAUCUGAGCCAAAACUCUAUGCAGCCUUUCGGGAAACCGAUGGGUGGGAACAAGGCUGACGGCUUCCACGCAGGAUCCCAGUCGUUCACUUCCGAGGCCGAGCAGUCCUCAUAUCACAGCUUCCCUUGCAGAUCGGACGAAAACUCGGAUGGUCGUUACCCUCAUAAACAUAACAAUCCAUCUGGAUUUAAAAAUCAGUAUUUUGAGAUGCAUGGACCGCACCACGCCAUGAGCCAUAAAGGAGAUGUUGGUCAGGGUGCACCUAACACUCAGUGGGAAGCCCCUCACCAGUGGCAGUCACCCAGAAAUGAACUGUACAACCCGGAAGAGCCGACUCCUGACACCAAAUUCAGCCCCUCCAGCUCUCCGGUUUUCAGCAGACACAAUAACGGGAAAAUCGUAACUUGCAACUCAUCUCUGAAACCGCAGGAACUGAAUGAUUUCCAUGGCCUUCCCCCUGUGCACCUUCCUCACACCUGCGCUGUGUGCGACAAAAAGGUCUUCAAUCUAAAGGAUUGGGAGCUGCACAUUAAAGGCAGGAUGCAUAUGCAGAAUGUGAUGUCUUACUCAGGGAGCACUGGGAUAAAGUGUGCGCCCAACUCCUGUGACGGGAUAUUAGCUUCCUCUAUGAAUUCCGACUUUCACGCCAUGAACAAUGAAGGAAUUGCAUCAGAUAUUGAUCAGUUGUAUGCUCCUCCGGCACCGGCUGCCUCAUUCCUUCCUUCUGGAGUAACCUAUUCCGGACCACCCAUUGGCGCUAAGUUUGCACAGAGGAAAUCAUCUGAAGGGCGAGUGGUCCAUAUUUGCAACCUCCCUGAAGGAAGCUGCAAUGAGAAUGAUGUUAUUAAUUUGGGAUUACCUUUUGGGAAGGUCACAAACUACAUCCUGAUGAAAUCAACAAACCAGGCAUUUCUAGAGAUGGCGUACACAGAGGCUGCGGAGGCCAUGGUGCAGUUCUACCAGGAGAAGCCGGCGGUGAUAAAUGAUGAAAAGUUAUUGAUCCGCAUGUCAAAGAGAUACAGAGAGCUGCAGCUGAAGAAGCCAGGCAAGACUGUUGAUGCCAUCAUCUAUGACUUACACACACAGAGGGAAAGAGACCUGUUUCGUGACACUGACAGAUAUCGAAAUGAAAGGACAAGAUCACGCAGCCCCGUCAGCCGAUCUUUGUCUCCAAGGUCACACACUCCAAGCUUUACAUCAUGUAGCUCCACUCACAGCCCCUUGGGGGCAUCUAGGGCAGAAUGGGGGAAUGGAAGGGAGUCCUGGGAUCAAGCGGCGUAUGGUAGGUAUGAGGAUGACCGAGAAAAAGGAACACGGAGGGACAAUGGAGAAGAGAACAGGGACAGGACAGACCACUGGGUUCACGAUCGAAGGCAUUACUCCAGACAGACCAACAAGCAAGUGCUUGAUGAUCGAAUUGAUGGGCCUAGAGGGCACAGGGAAAAACAAUGCAACCCUCACUCAUCGUCCAGAUAUAAGGGCAAAAAGGUGGAGAACAACAGGAAAGAGUCCAGCACAAAACCAGAGACAAGAUCGCCGGAUACAGCCGGACAGACAAAGAGGAAAGAAGAUGGCAAGUUACGAGAAACCAAGGAUAGCCAUACGGAAGACAUAGGCAGGAAAGAUGAGUCGGAGUCUAAACCAAGUAAAGAGAACACUGAACCUGUGGAGAGCACACAGCAGAAUGCGGAUAAGAAAAAUAAAACACCUGAAACAAUUGAGGACGUUAAAGAAAAUAAAGACGGUGAACAGACUGUAAAUAAAGGAGAAACGAUUAACCACAACUCAGUGCCAAGCCGAGCCAAGAAGGACUUGGAAGAACCAGAUAUUGAACCUGCAAUUAGACAGAAAGAGCAGGACUGGGAGAGUGGAAGUGAGCUGGAAGGAGACAGCUGGUACCCAGCAAACAUGGAAGAACUUGUUACUGUGGAUGAGGUCGGAGAGGAAGAUCUAAUUGUAGAACCAGACAUUACUGAGCUUGAAGAAAUUGUUCCGGUGGUGGCAAAGGACAACGAGAACUGCAUUCAGAUGUGCGCACUUGGGAUAAACGCCGUCGAUUUGCAAUGCCGAUAUAAUCAGAGAACCAGGAGUGCGUGUUCCUCUGUAGUGAUGAGCUGUGCGUCGCUUAGAGUAAGUGCAAGCCCAGCCAGCAGCUGCUGCGACCCAGCUGUCAACGUGCCAGAUGUAAACGCAGAAUCCGAAGAGAAAGGCGGUCAGCUGGAGAGAAAUGCCAAAAGUCCUGAGAGACUCCAUGGGAAGGAAAGUGCGAGAGAGAGUAUAGGUGACAUCACGGACCCGGAAAAGACUGCUGUAGAGCUGUAUAAGAGAAUGGACUCUCCGCCAGACAGGAAUGUGAUAAUGAUGGAGGUGCACAUAAAAGAGGACAGACGUAAUAAAAGGGAGCGAGAAAUCUCAGUUUCUGAAGUGAAACCUGAAGUGCCAGAACUAGAUCCAAAGGAAACACAUUUGUCACCUUCAUGGGAGCAGGAUGAUGUCUUUACUGAGCUAAGCAUCCCUCUUGGUGUGGAAUUUGUGGUCCCAAGAACUGGCUUCUACUGCAAACUCUGUGGCCUCUUUUACACCAGUGAAGAAGCAGCGAAAACAUCUCACUGUAGGAGCCGAGUGCACUACAAAAACCUCCAGAGUUACCUAUCGAGGCUAGCCGAGGUUGGGCCAGGACAGAGCAACGCGGAGACUGCAGUUCUGCAGCAAGACGAUGUGGGGAUUGUUCCCCAGUUUGAGAAGAGCAGACCUUGAAGCCGGAGAUUCGCUGUCAUUGUCAGUAAGGACGCUACAGAACAAUACGGAUUGUAUGAAGGCUGGAGUCAUUCUGCGAUAGGAGACUUAUAGUGCCCACGGUACCAUGAAAUACCAUAUUAUCCACAGAGCGAACCAGCUGCGACGCCAGACCGAUACAACCCAGGGUUAUAACUCCAACGUGCUGAAGCAUCAGAUACAACCAAUAUUUUUUUUAUUUAAUUUAUUUGGGGGAAAAAAUAAUUCUUUCCCUUCUAUUCUUAGCUAUGAUAAAGUGUGGCGAAACCUUUAACGUAGGAAAAGGACUUUAUAAUCCGGUAACGAUGUAAGGAGGGCAUAUGCCAAAUGUAAAAUCUGUAUUGAGUCUGCCUGGUGUCCGGGUGCUCCGACUAUUAUAAGACAAGGCAUAUAAUGUACAAGCAGAUAACUAGAACUGAUAUUCUACAGAUAAAAAUAUUUUCCUGCACUGACUGUAAUGCUAAAUCGCUUAUUGUAAUGAGCGCGCCGUGUUAACGGCUGUCAGACGAGGACAUUUCCUCAAAUGUCAAGAAAUUUUGAAAAGGAAAAAACGUUUUAGAUUCUCACAUACUGUAUUUGGGGACUAGAAGACGUAUCACUGCGGUCAGUAAAUUGCUGAUCUUUAUUCUAGUUAUACACAGAGAGCCGUGCAUUAGUAUGCAAGGAUAAGCCCCAUUGUGCCUUAGUUUUUAAAAUGCAUACUGUGCCAUGGAGGAUAUAUAUAUUUAUUUUAAAUACAAUUUUGAUUUCUCAGGGAUUUACUAAGUGUAACUAAUCCAGAUUAUGUUUUAUUUAUGACCAGUACCUCAGAGUGGAAGUGCACUAGAAGUGAUGUAAAAUUAGCUGCAGUCGUGUAUUACUCCAAUAGGACAAAGAUAGAACCACUGAUAAUGGAGUCUGUGAACAGAAUAUGGAUGUAUGUUGUUGCUAAAAUUUAAUAAUUCUGUCUAUAAAUUUUGGUAUAUUUAAAAUAAACACUGCAAGCUAGCAGCAGGAUGGCCAGGGGCAAUUGGGAAAUAAAAGUGGCUUUGCAUGGUCAUCACCAGAGAUAUACCGGGUAACCGGCAGCCCCACCCCUCACAUGUCAACAAACAAACAGGCCCUGCGCACACAUCGGCCCACCAGGGGUCUUCCGAAGGGGGGCAUCCGCUCCUGCUGAUGGCACAACCCCCUGUCUACGGCAUUAUCGCAAUGUACAGCCAGGUAUUCACAUGCACACAUUCAUAACAGAGUAAGAUAUAAUCUUCUUCUGUAGAACCUGGGACACUUAUACCGUUGAACAAUAAAGAGCCAAUCAGGAGACUGGAAUCAUUCUUAGAAAGUGAUGAUGCUAUAGAGAGCUCCUUGGGGUCAGGGAGCGUGCUCCUGCCAGUACGUGGGAGUCUCUCACUCUCAUUAAGACUUAUAUACAGCCAAAAUAUGGGGAACUGUAACGAGGUGGAGAUAGACUCAACUACACUACGUAUGAUUAUUGCUAUUGUCUGAUAUGUGCCAUUGUAUCACAGGUCUGCUGCAAGUGCCCCAGACUGCUGCAGAGGCAGUAUGAUUGUCCUGACACCACUAGCAGAACGUUACAUUGGCUUGGGGCGUCUUGUUUAGCUUGUAAGUAUAUUUUCUCAUUAGGUAGGAUUGUCCCGACUUUGAGGGGACUCUUCCACCGUCCAGCGAAUUAGGACAUUUGCAGUCUGGGUGCAUGCCCGGUUACAGUAGGUACCGCUUGAAAUGAAGGGGUGUUUUUUUGAGGGAAAGGGAGCUCUUUAGGUGCGCUAGGCACUCCCCCUGUGGGAUGUGGCAUUAACAAUGUGACAUGGCCAUAUCCUGCGUAGUGUGACCCUGAUGCCGAGAUUUAGAACAAUCAAAUGUUGUAGAAACGCGUUAGUAAUAGAGCAGGUGUUAGUGCAGAAAGUAAUAUAUUACUAAACUUGAUUAUCAGAAAAGAGUGGGUUAUCAGCUGUUUUGGAGGGGUAACGGCAAGCAGUAAGCGUCACCUGAAUGUAUGUACGGAGCACCGCAGCUGAUAUCACAGAUAUUUGUACAGUUCCUCUUGUCAGUUGCAAAAGCAGCCCACAUAGGUUUCCGAUGAGGGUUGCUAAGAUGCUGUAUUUGCCAAGCUCCGGCAUACAAAGCCAUCAUUAGAUGGCAUUAGCCAUUGUAGCCUACAGGCUACAUUCCGUCAAAUUUUCUGGAAGCUCCUGUCCCUGCAUGUGUUUUCUGAUACAUUCUUAUUUACACAUUGGGGGUCAUUCCGAGUUGUUCGCUCGCAAGCUGCUUUUAGCAGCUUUGCACACGCUAAGCCGCCGCCUACUGGGAGUGAAUCUUAUCUUAUCAAAAUUGCGAACGAAAGAUUAGCAGAAUUGCGAAUAGACACUUCUUAGCAGUUUCUGAGUAGCUCCACACUUACUCGGCAACUGCGAUCAGUUCAGUCAGUUUCGUUCCUGGUUUGACGUCACAAACACACCCAGCGUUCGCCCAGACACUCCUCCGUUUCUCCAGCCACUCCCGCGUUUUUCCCAGAAACGGUAGCGUUUUUUCGCACACACCCAUAAAACGGCCAGUUUCCGCCCAGAAACACCCACUUCCUGUCAAUCACAUUACGAUCACCAGAACGAAGAAAAAACCUCGUAAUGCCGUGAGUAAAAUACCUAACUGCAUAGCAAAUUUAGUUGGCGCAGUCGCACUGCGGACAUUGCGCAUGCGCAUUAGCGACUAAUCGCUCCGUUGCGGAAAAAAAAUAACGAGCGAACAACUCGGAAUGACCCCCAUUAUGCGUCGAUUAGAAAUUAUAAUUAUUAGGACCAAGUCCGGAUAAUUGUUAAAUAUGAUCCUAAUUCCUUAGUUAGGGUUUGAAAUAAAUCCAUCUGGAAGAUACCAUUUUGCACCUUGGCACAAUUCUGGACAUAUGUGAGAUGUGAGGUUAGAUUUAUAUUUGGGAGGAGGAUGCUCCCAGUGUUGGACUGGCACACAGGCAGAGAUGUAGCUAGGUGCCAUGGUGCCCGGAGCAUGGGUAUGUUUCGGUGCCCCCUCCCCUUUUUCUGAAUUGGGUGCAUCUGACAUUUGAAAAGAAAACAAUAAAGAAAAAUCCUAAAUUGGGGCCAGGGCCAGUUCUAGACAUUGUGGAGCUCAAGGCGAACGUUUCCUUUGGGCGCCCUCAUUUUUAAAAUCGGGGCAGUGCGCACUAAAGGCGCACAGCAAAAAUAUAGGAGCGUGGCUUCAUGGGGAAGGUGUGUGGCCACAGAAUAAUACGGAUUCAGAUUACACCGCACAGUAGUGUCCGUUAGUCACAUUACACCACACACACAGUAGUACCCCUUAUACACCUAACACAACACAAUAGAGCCCCUUAUACAUGUUAUGCCACAGGUGAGCCGCUUAUACAUGUUACUCUACAGCUUCUAAUGCAGUAGAAGCAGCAGCAGAGGCAGAAAGAGGUGCUGCAGCAGCUGGCACAGAGAGAGGUGCUGCAGCAGCCAGGGCAGAAAGAGGUGCUGCAGCAGCGGGGGCAGAGAUUUGUGUAGCAAGACAGAAGUGACCCUGCUGCACAGCUACAUGCAGACGGUGAGACAUAUAAAGAGGGGCGGGCAGAGCUCUGGCACAUACUGGCUGUCAGUGUCUCCUGCUGUUCCCUACCAAGUCUCCGAGUCAGUGUGCGCCCUUUCUCCUUCACCUCCUCCUGGCCUGUGGCUGCCCGAACAGCGGCCCUUGAUAUAUCAGGUGGAGGGAGAGGGGAAGUCAGGCGGAGUGCCCUUUAACUUUUCCAGCGUCCGGAGCUCGCGCUCCACUGGGGCCACUCUCGCUACACCCCUAACCACAGGGGCUCAGAGGAAACCCCCGGUGGACCCCACUGCAAUUGGGGGCCCUACCUCUGCCUCUAGGGAUUAGGUUUCAGACUGUGCACUUGAGUUAUGCAUCAUACCAUGGUUGGACUGGCCCACAGGGGUACACCGGGAAACCCCCGGCGGGCCCCACUGGCUGGAAAGGGGGGGGGGGAUCACAUCAUCCUCUAGGGAUCAGGUUCCAGAAUGUGCACUUGGAUUAUACAUUAUACAUAGGUUACCUUAUACUGCACAGGACUAUGGUGUAUUUUCUAUAGUGCAUUGCUGUCAUGAAUCUGGUACAUUAUCAUACAUGCUCAAGCAGUAUUUAUGAUUUGUCAAGGGGUCCAGCCUAUGCACUCUUUAAUGGUUAGCCAAACCUUUAUGGUGGCUGGCCACACCCCCUCUGGAAACUGGUCACACUGCUAAAUAUGGGCCCCUAGCACUGCAUUCCCCCAGGGGGCCCUUCAUGCUCCAGUCCGACACUGGACACUUCCUUUCUCUAAAUCUUAAGGUCCAUACACACUUGCUGAUAAAAUGAGCUACGUCACUCAUUUUCCCCCUCCCUGAGUGACGUCGCUCAUUUUAUCGGCAAGUGUGUAUGCCGCCAGCGACGACCGAUGCGCAGCCCCGCGGGUCACCAACGAUCGGCGCUGUCGGUAGGUAGGGCAUGCAUGCAGGAUCUGGACUGUCGUCCACGACCUGAAUGCAGGGCUGGCGGAGGCGUGACGUCACUGAGCGAUAUGAGCGGUCAUAUCGCUCAGUGUGUACAGUCGGCCGCCGACUGGCCGGCCGGCCCGUGAGGGGGAAACAUUAGACGACGUCGCUCACAAUGUGUACGGACCUUUAGUUUAAAAAUAAAGUUGCCCCAAAAAAAAAAAAUAAGCAGUUUCCCCCCUUGCAUUGCAGCAUGGUUUAUCCAGGUACACAGUGCUCCCUGUGGCUGGUUUAGCACCUAACUGUACAUUCAGCAAUAUAAUAUCACAGCAUCAAAGGCAGUUAUAGCUGUUUCCCUUCUUUCCUGAAGGAUUUUACAUGCACUGUUUGUUUAAUAUGUAUAAUACGGCAGUAUUGACAAUGCUGAAUGUUAGAGAAUGUGUUGUUUAAUACAUAAAACCCGGAGCAACAGGAGUGAGUGUACUAUUACAUUGUAACAGCACUUCCCAUGUUAUAUGAGCCACCUACCCCAUGCCCACAAAAUGUUACCGGAAUGAUGUUAUCUUCAGAAAAUCUCUCUCCAUAAAAACUCCCCAGACGCCGGAUUCAAGAGAGGGGCUUUGGAAUAGUCUUUCUGUCGCCAAGGACAGGCUCGUUACGCAGAUGUUACCGUAGCAACACUGACAUUGUCCACUAAAUGAUCAUUGUAGAUCAGUAACAGGCAACCUGACACUCUCUGGGUGCCGCAGCAGGCAGCCCUCUAAUCUUCAGAGGGGCCGCACUUAAUCUCAGUAGUAAGUUAAAUCAAUACAUUUAAUCAAUGAAUCUAUCUGCAAUACAAUAUCUCACAUUGUUGACACAGUCAAUGCCGAAAAGGUUAAAAUGCUAUUUAAAAUAUUUUAACUGUGUCGGCAGUAUAGCUUUAAACAUACUGUAAACAGCUUGUUUAACGUUAUAAUGCCGACAUGUUAACAUGCUUUUAGUAGCAUUUUACCCUUGCCAACAUACUUCUGUUGAGAGUGACAUACUGUAGUCGAGAAUAUCGCUGCCGACACAAAGACUGCAUCCCGUUUGUGCGAUAUUCUACUAGUCUUUUUUAUUAUUUUAACUGUGAGCAAAGAAAUGUUCCGCUUGCUUUUUAUCACGUACACAGAGCAGGUCACUACUGCCCUCUGUAGGUUUCUUAGAUUGCUAUAAACGUACAGAUGGAGCCAUGCUCAUCUAGGCUUCUCUGCUGCAUCUAGGUGCACCAAGGCUUAUUAGCAUAAACAUUUCAUCUAUUGUUCUCAGCUGCAAUACAAUACAGAGAGAACACUACAUCAGGGGAUUAAGUCAUUACAGCAGGGGAUUAAGUCCGACUGCCCAGUCUCAAUUAAUCUUAUUAAAGGGAUAGAUGAGCAUGACUCCAUCUGUAUAGCCACAAGGACAAUUCAGUGUGGCACAUUAUAGGUUAGUAGUUGUAUUAUCGUUGUGUAAGGGCUACUGCUGACAGUAUUCCGCCCACUGAAUAAAGUAGAGCUCACUGUCUGAGUAUGUGCAUGCUUGAACGUCUUCCAUUAACCUUACUGGUCAAUAUGUAUAUAGGAUAGGAUACAAAUUGUGACAAAGCUGUCUAGGUCUGCUAACCUAUUUAUAAUGUGAAUUUACAUUUUUUACUACUUUCAUAUAACUGGUUCACCAAGA
Messenger RNA from Pseudophryne corroboree (corroboree frog), 9523 nucleotides. RefSeq names its product RNA binding motif protein 20 (gene RBM20). The record is from RefSeq and is a predicted model, not a curated record. Gene Ontology annotation, biological process: regulation of RNA splicing. The coding region runs from base 132 to 3353 and encodes 1073 amino acids. Gene Ontology annotation, cellular component: nucleus. NCBI's taxonomy places the organism in Eukaryota, Metazoa, Chordata, Amphibia, Anura, Myobatrachidae. Gene Ontology annotation, molecular function: mRNA binding; zinc ion binding. The transcript has 14 exons.